AUGGAGAAUGAUGCACAUAAUGAAGGCUCUCGACGACGGGAUCGUAUAAUGGGGAAGCUGUUCGGCAGUAGCAGUACGGGUAGGGAUAAAAAAUUGUCCAACGAAGAGAGUGCAAACGAAAUAUCCGACUUUCUUGGUCACUCAGACCGAUUGACCGUUUCUCACCCCGUUCCUCAGCCGCCUUCAACUGUUCCCAGGGGCCCACCAUCUCUGGCUCUUGAUACGUCCAAAGUUAGCCGCUUCCCACAAACUCUAGGGGUUGAGAAUGAGUCUCAACAGCGGGCACGAUCACGCAGCCCUUCCCGACCAAAGAAAAAUAAAGGACUUGUUGUCCGGUUCGCCGAUAAUUACCCCGAGAUCAUUGGCGAAGGAGGUGACGAGUGCGAGACUGCCGUUGCCGAGAUCGGUAGGAGGAAGAGGUCCAAAUCUACACCACUCUCGGCACCGAUACCGCCUACGAAAGAAGGUCAUGAAUAUGCUAGGCAAGUUGGGGCAUUUCAAGAAGUACAGAAGAAGGAAGAUGAAUUUAUACCUGGUCCCAUACGUCGGACUCAGACGGGCUUUUCUACAAUCUCAGAUUUCCGGUUGGAGGAGCCGGGGCCUGCCCCUAUUUCUAGUCCGCCGCCUCCUAAGCCUCGUACCGUCCCGGCGGGCGAAGCCCAGUCCCGCUUCUUAGGCACUAGUAGUCAGAAGGAUGAAAACCGCCGCUCGUUUAUCGAGAUCCAUCAGCAGGAGCAACGGCAGGCUGAAGGAAUGGCGUUUGCAGAAGCAAUGCGAUCUGCUAGCGCCAACUCUCAUCACCAAUGGGACGAUCAGACCUCUUCCCCCGAGCCGGUCCGGGAUACACCGCCGCGCCUCAAGCAAAUUCAGGUACCGACCAUGCAGGAGCCAACGCCACCUCCGGAAAGAUCCAUGUCUCACCGGGACCAGUCUUCAGUGUCGCCUUCGCUACAGGAUUCUAUCUCUUCGGUGUUAAGAACUCAAUCUACGAGAUCUCCCUUACGGCCUUCACCCAUACCGCAAGCAGCAUCGAAAAGUCCUUCCACCGGAUCACCAGCGUCCCCUUACCACGAUCUACCUCUACCACAGAUCCCAUCUUCCUCUAAUAGAUCAGCUUUACCUCCUUUGCCUACUCAUGAUGCACUGCCGGACUUCGACAUGGUACCCACUCUGUCACAACGACCAGUGUCACCCGACGAAGUACGCGUCAAAACAACCCACACCGCAGACAGUCCUACGUCCCUGUAUUCAAACUCUGUACAUUCAACUCCCGAUGUUUCUCACAAAGCAACACCGGUUACGCGGAAUCCUUCACGUGGAUUCCCACCUUCUCCGGAAAAAACUACUCGCAGGCUUCAAGAGGCGGUAGUUGUGCCUGACGUCGAUGCGCUAGAACUAUUUAUUGUUCGUACGAAGCACUUGUACGAGUUGUUCCGUUUGCACGCGGAGCAAUAUAGGCCCUUAGGUACCUCCCGACCUGAUGAUAUGUGUCGAGCAGCUCUGUGGUGGUUCCUGAAGGGAAGAACAGCUCUGGAGACGAUUAUUAGAAGUCGUCCAGCAGACCCCGACGAGCCUCGUCUUCUCAUGGCCAGGUACCAAGCCUAUACGGACUUGGCAAAGGGGUACUGGCUAUUAGAGCAUGCCCUUCCCGAGAUUGCGGAAGGCAAGUAUAGCCCUGUAGAUGGCGAAUUGGGCGAAGUUAGGCAAGUUUUAAUAUCUAACUUGAGGAAACUAUCUGGGUCUAUGAAGCGAAAUGGUUUCCUACCGCCCGAGGAGCCUUUCCUCCCGCAAACGAUGGACAAAUCUAUCUGGGUAGAGUACCCGGCUGUGAGCCAAGAUAUAGUUGCCCUUCUCAAUGGAAUCUGGGGCUCGGCUGUUGCCGCCGUAAAUCAACCAACUCGUUCUAUGGAGGCGCUGGAAGCACUCCCGAUUGGCGAUACUACUAAAAAUUUUAAUUUUGGCCGUGUGAUGACCAACGUAUACUUCAUGGAACAGGGUAUGGACUCGAGGCAGGCUUGUUUCCCCUGCAUGUUGUCUGUUGUUCGAUCGCAGAAUGAUCCAAACCUCAACUUCGUUAUUGCUAGUCAAAACGGUUCCGUUUCAUUGCGCAUACAGACAGACAAGAAGGCAGGUCUAACAUGGCAAGAUGUAAAAUGGAGACCAGACUCUCACCAGUUAGACAUCAAGUUGCCCCGAGGCUUCAUGCUUGCUAUCGAAUGCUCGCAGCAAGACUAUCGGAUGCUAUGGAGCAUGUACGACUUCAGUUCCAAAGUCCAAUCUUACUUAUACCAGCGGAAGGAUGAAGUCAUGAAGCAUACUACUGUCCUUCGCGGCUUUCACUAUUUUGAUGCUAACCCUCAAGGGAGGACAUUCCCUAAGGAGCCUAUAGGACAAUGCUCUAUAGGGUUGUUCGAGAAACUCCUCAAGGAGAAUAGUCCAACCGGACCCAGGACCUUCCACCGGGGUUUCCGACUCGCCGUAGUCACCGGGCCGAGGAUAAGGACGCUGAGCGGAGUAACUCAUUUGUUCUCGCCGCAACUUCCUGUCAAAUUCGCCCUGUUACGGGGUGAGCAGCGCGCGCCAGUCCUCCAACUGGAUUUUAACGACGGGAAGGACAAAGGGCGGAUGGUUUUGACGUUCGACGAUGAUAGAGAGCGCGAGAUGGUAUUGAAAAUGAUUACAGGGACGUAUAUCAACCAAGAUGAGGACGUUAUUACGGAAGUUCCGUUGGAGGGUAUGAACAUAUCAGACGGUGUCGGUGAUACGAAAGGAGGCCUUCCAGCUAUCCAACGCUUACCUUGGCAACGUGCUCGUAUUAUCAACGAUAAAUAUUCAGAAGUGCCGCCAACGGUAUUAGCGGAGAAGCUCAGAGUUGAAAUCGAAUCGUUAGAUAAAGGCGGAGUUGGUGUGGUUAGCACCAUUACGGACAGAGUCAAUGUUGCGCCUGGCGAGUUGAAGCUCAGGCUCGGUACCAAAGAUAUUCUGACGCUGCAAGUUCUACGGCACGCACAGGUCGAUCUAACGGUUUCCAUACUAGAGAGCCUUGUACCUCGAGAAUCGCAUCGCGAAUUUCAGGGUUUGCAGAACACGAUCCAGCGUGGGCCAACAGUGCGUACCUACAGGUUUCCGAGCUUCCGGGACUUGCAUGCGUUCCAAGCGGGGCUCACGGGAUACUCGGUACUCUUCGACGGUAUCGCUGCAAGCCUGAACAUCUCGCGGCGAAGGAUGGUAGUACCGAUUCACAAGAAAUGGGAGGCUGGUACUACGCGAGUUCAGGUAGUGCAGCAAGAAAAGACGGUUCAACUACUAGCAUUUUUUGAAGAUUGGCACCACGGGCAAUGCAUGGGGUUCAUACUCAAGGGAACCGAUGUGUUUGAGUCGUUCAACCGAAACGGGAAAGCGGGCUUGAAAUUAGCUGACGCCAAGUUCCCGCUGCCGAAGACUCCGCAUGAAGGCGGUGACAAGACGGAUGAGAUGGCAUUCCUAUGUCUGGACAUGCCCGAUUUUGCUGGCGAACAUGAUGACAUAACGAUAUUAUUCGAGGAUAGUUUUGGUAGUAGGUCAUCUGGGGAUGGCGUCGAUGACGAUGAUACCUCCAUUAUAGAGCCCGAGCAGGGCAACGUCUUAACACAUAUUAUCUCGCAACUACGGCCUGGCGCUGAUCUAAGCCGAGUUGUUCUGCCUACGUUUAUUCUCGAGCCUCGAAGUAUGUUAGAACGAAUCACCAACUUCAUGUGCCACCCAGAAAUGCUUCUCCCUAUCCCUCAUAUCGAAGAUCCUGUCGAACGUUUUGUCUCUGUCGUCAAAUUUUACCUUAGCGGAUGGCAUAUUCGACCACCGGGAGUCAAAAAGCCUCUCAACCCCAUCCUCGGCGAAGUUUUCUCGUGUUAUUGGGACCUGCCUGACAAUACCCGCGCCUAUUAUAUUUCUGAGCAGACAUCGCAUCACCCCCCUAAGUCGAGCUAUUUUUACAUGGCCCCCGAGCACCAUAUUCGUAUCGACGGCACUCUAAAGCCUAGGAGCAAGUUCCUAGGCAAUUCGGCUGCAAGUCUUAUGGAAGGAAUCGCCGUGCUUACCCUAAUGAAUAGGGGUAAAAAUCCUAAGCAAGGGGAAAGAUAUUGGUUAACACAGCCUAAUAUGUACGCGCGAGGAAUCCUGUUUGGCAACAUGAAAUAUGAAUUAGGCGACCACAGUGUAGUGAGGUGUCCCGAGUUAGGCCUCACAGCCGACGUCGACUUUAAAACGAAGGGAUGGGUCAGCGGUACGUACAAUGCGAUUGGCGGCACGAUAAAAGACGAGAAGACGGGACAGGUGCUCUUCGAAUUGUCGGGUUUAUGGAGUGAAGAGAUGUUUGUCAAAGAUCUUAGGAAUGGGCAUAAGGAUAUGUUCUUCGACGCCCGAAAAGUAAAAUCUUCGAAACCGCGCGUUCGACCACUUGAGGAACAGGACGAACGAGAGUCGCAAAAAUUAUGGUACAAAACAGCGCAGGCAGUAAAGGAAAGGAAUCACGAGUUGGCGACGGACGAAAAGACUAAAGUCGAGGACCAGCAGAGAGAGGAAGCAGCGAAGAGAGCCGCCGCAGGUGUAGAAUGGCAUCCGCGGCUGUUCCGAAGAGUAGACAAAGACUACGGCGGCACGGGCGAGGAUAUGGAUCACUUAGAAUGGAUUAUCAACGCUCAUAUCGAUGCCACAACACCUGAUAAACAAGCCGAGCAGAUCAUGUCGAUAUACCCGGUCAUACCAGGACAAAGGUCCAGUGAUUGGAAUAUAAUCCCGCCGGGCGGACAUCCACACCCGCAUCCUCAAGCGGCUGAGAAACAAGCACAAGCACAAGCUUCGGCUCCCCAAGGCGAGACGCAGGAUCUAAUCGACUUCGGCCAGAACGAUACUAAUACGCAAGCCCAGACAACGCAUAAUGCUCCCGCGUCACCGCCGCUCACCAAUUCGGCUAGUAAAGAAAUCGCCACGAUGCUGCAGUCGACGGGUCAAAAAGCGGAGAACGGCCCGCUACUCGAUUUUACGAGCGAUUUGAAGAACGACUUACCGCCGGCCAAGGGUAACUUGAGAAAGGAAGAUUCGACAGACAGUAAUAAUACGUUCUUUGAUGCCGAGGGGUGA
This is a messenger RNA of Daldinia childiae, 5118 nucleotides long. RefSeq names its product Oxysterol-binding protein-like protein OBPalpha. Gene Ontology annotation, molecular function: sterol binding. The coding region runs from base 1 to 5118 and encodes 1705 amino acids. The record is from RefSeq and is a predicted model, not a curated record. NCBI's taxonomy places the organism in Eukaryota, Fungi, Ascomycota, Sordariomycetes, Xylariales, Hypoxylaceae. Gene Ontology annotation, cellular component: intracellular membrane-bounded organelle; membrane; cytosol. The transcript is spliced from 8 exons.